GGAAAGGCUCCAGAGUAGAGGCUGGAUGAGGCUCCCAGUGAUGAACACUUACAGGAGGCGAGAAGGCUCUGUGUUCUGUUCAGCUGCACCUUGUGUCUUUUGAGUGAUACUCUAGUGAGUGACGUAUGAGUUAUCUGUCAGAGGCCACUCAGAUACCCAUUGGUGGACCCAGGAGUCCACGGGUCCCAUCAUCAUCUCUGUCUCAGAGGCAAAACUACAUCAGAGUGAUCCUGAAGCAGUGGUGGCCCAGCCGCAAUGCCGGUAGGAUGUGGGCCUUCCAUGAAACUGCUGUAGAAAUGGCCCUCAGCCCAGCGUCAGGAGAGCAGCCAAAGAUGCAGAGUGUGGCCUGGGAGGACGGUAGCCUUCAGCCCUGCCCCGUGGGCCAUCAGCCUCAGAGCACAGGUUUUUCAGGAUUCCCGAACGAAGAUGGUCAUAACAAAGUAAAAGAAACAACAGGGAGAAGAGUAAACAGAAAACCAAGACGUAAAUUCACUCAGGAUGAAUUGUGCCUACUUAAUCACGUAUUUGAAGAAACUCCUUACCCUGAUUUUAUCAUUCGAAAAAGACUGGCUGAACGACUGUAUUGUCAAAUAUAUGCGAUUGAUAACUGGUUCCAGAACAGAAGAGCCCGCCUGCCACUGAAAGAGAGACAGAGAAUAUCCGCUGCUAGGAAACUGCACGCAUUCCCUACCCAGGAUCAUUCACAUGGAAGCCUCCAGAACGCCCAGGCAGAGUCUCCCAUCGGGGCCCCGGAGCAGACCUGCUCCUCUACCCUGAAGGCUCUUCUAGAAGGCAUGGACUAUUUCUCUCCUGAGACACAAUGGGUUCCCAGUCAACAGGAUGGCUCGGGGGACACUGGGGUCCCAGGCAUUAAAAAAGAACUGAGCUGUGCUUCGGAGUAUCCGGGUGACACAGGGAAUAGAUUGUAUCCCAAUUGUUCAUCUUACAGCUACGGAUCAGCGAUCUGUCUUCAUCCUUCUGCUUCCAUGCAGUAUUUUGAGAAGCAUGAGCCCAACACCGGGCAGAGCUGGAACCCGAGGGCCUCCAUUCUGCAAGUUCAUAGUCAGCAAGAGGAGAGGUGGCAGCAGGAGCAGGCCUGCUGUCCUUACCCACUGUAUCAAGAAGCAGGGCAGCAGCCACAUGUCUUUGCUGGAGCCCUGACUGCAAAGACCAUCCCAACAAUGUCAGCUUGGUCAACCAGAAGGCAGCCCCUCGGAAUUUCGUCAAGCUUCCAGAGAUAAGUCUCAUGAUAUUGUGGUGCCCCUCAACAAAAUACCAGCAAACCC
Messenger RNA from Lontra canadensis (Northern American river otter), 1286 nucleotides. RefSeq names its product cytoplasmic polyadenylated homeobox like (gene CPHXL). The coding region runs from base 126 to 1241 and encodes 371 amino acids. Gene Ontology annotation, cellular component: nucleus. The transcript is spliced from 6 exons. The record is from RefSeq and is a predicted model, not a curated record. Gene Ontology annotation, biological process: regulation of transcription by RNA polymerase II. Gene Ontology annotation, molecular function: RNA polymerase II cis-regulatory region sequence-specific DNA binding; DNA-binding transcription factor activity, RNA polymerase II-specific. NCBI's taxonomy places the organism in Eukaryota, Metazoa, Chordata, Mammalia, Carnivora, Mustelidae.